Messenger RNA from Colletotrichum gloeosporioides, 1443 nucleotides. RefSeq lists its product as uncharacterized. Gene Ontology annotation, biological process: lipid catabolic process. Bases 1 to 1443 code for a protein of 480 amino acids. NCBI's taxonomy places the organism in Eukaryota, Fungi, Ascomycota, Sordariomycetes, Glomerellales, Glomerellaceae. The transcript has a single exon. Gene Ontology annotation, molecular function: triacylglycerol lipase activity. The record is from RefSeq and is a predicted model, not a curated record.
AUGGCAACAUUUCUGGUGGCCCAAGCUGCAAUCGAUCUUGGUCUUUCGAGUCUGAACGCUAGCACGACCUGUAAUGAUACCUGCAAGGAGCUUGUACAUCGCGUUUCCUCAUGGGAAAAGUCACAAAGAGCUUCAGACUUCUCUUUUUAUGAGGUUCCGACCAACUUCUCCAACAUCAUUGAGCCAGGCACCGUCUUGUCCCUUGAGCGAAUUACGAAUCUGACGAACUACACCGUACCAACUCCUUUGACCAUGUCCCGAAUGAUGUAUACGACUGAAAACCUCAACGGUACCAUCGUACCUGCAUCAGCGUACAUCCUGUGGCCCUCAAGCCCGCUAGAAGUUCCGGUCUCUGAUUCAUCAAAUUCAACCCACUGGCCUCUGGUCGCAUGGGCACACGGCACCUCUGGAGGUCUGGCGCCAUGUGCACCCAGCAACUACCGAAACCUGCAAUACCACUUCCAAGUUCCAUACCUACUCGCUCUCCAGGGUUACGUCGUGGUUGCACCAGACUACGCGGGUCUGGGUGUUGGGAAGCUUCCCAACGGCGACGGCAUCGGCCAUCCCUGGGCUGCGGCACCCGCACACGCUAAUGACGUAGCAAACGCCAUUGUCGCCGCACGCAAAGCUUUCCCUGAGUAUCUCAGCCUUGAUGGGCCGUUUGUAGCCAUGGGCCACUCCCAGGGUGCUGCUGCCGUAUGGUCGUUCGCGGAAAGACUGGUCGACAAGCCGAUCCCUGGAUUCAAGGGCGCUGUUGCCUUCGCUCCACCAACAGAUAUCAUAAACCAGACUAGGAAGGCCAUAGAAGAUCAUGAGGCCAACAAGACCCAAGUAUGGACCAACACCUUCUUGAGCCUUCAGCCAUCCUUGGCAAAAGGAAUAACGGCGGCGUAUCCAGAAUUCAACCUGUCCGGACUGACCGAGGCCGGACGCGACAGAUGGGUCAACGUCCAAGAGGCUGUGCAAGGCUGUCUACCCACGAAAGGAGUCUCAGGCAUUGGCAUCCCAUUAGGUCGGUUGGCUUAUCAGAACUGGACAGAGCAACCGACUGUGUUGGACUUCGAGAAGAGAACUGCCGUUGGAAGAAAGCCUUUCAAAGGGCCUUUAUGGAUUGCGGCUGGGGACAAGGACUCCGUAGUUGACUUCAAAAACAUGGAGGCCAACGUGAGGGAAACAUGCGGAAUGCUACAGGGUGCCGAUGUUCAGGAGAGUCUGGAGUUUCUGGAGUACACUGGGCAAAAUCAUUUUCCCGUCAUCCAAGCGAGUCAGGUUAAGUGGCUUGGCUGGAUCAGAGAUCGCAUUUUCUUCACUGCGAACGUUAGUCACGGGUGCAAGUUUGGGACUGUGCGAGGGUUCCAACGCGAAGAGACUGUCAACUCCGUUUUUCCGAACUUUUUGGUCGAAGUGGCAGGGCCUGCUGAAGGCUGGAAGUACAGUCUUUGA